Molecule: messenger RNA, 2593 nt
Organism: Fragaria vesca subsp. vesca
Lineage: Eukaryota; Viridiplantae; Streptophyta; Magnoliopsida; Rosales; Rosaceae
Product: RING finger protein 10-like
Exons: 9
Coding region: 78-2321 (747 amino acids)
Biological process (GO): positive regulation of transcription by RNA polymerase II
Molecular function (GO): metal ion binding; transcription cis-regulatory region binding
Source: RefSeq, a predicted model, not a curated record
AAGGGAGGCGAGAAAAGGAGAGAGAGAGAUCAGAGCGAGAAGUGAGAAAACCCAGCUUGGCUUGUUUGAAGAAUUUCAUGUCCAUCUUGCCCAACCAAAACCAAGGAUCCAACUCGUCUUCUUCUUCAAUUCCCUUUGCAAACCCUAAUUCCCAACAUGGAAACCACCACGACCGUCACCUCUUCCAACCCCAAUCUCUCUCCCGCCAAAAUAUCGCAUUUGGAUCACUCGACAUCUCCGAUUCUCAUUCUCCCACUUCUCCAGGCCCAUCCUUACCAGCUCCACAAGAUUCCCUUGGAUCUUCCCAAGAGGUGACUGAGUUAGGACUUGCUGACAAUAAUGUUAUGCCCAACCACGAGAGACACUCUCAGUCUCGCUCCGGUGGAAAUGGACGAGGGGCUGGUUCAUACCGCUCUAGAGGGAAAAGGUCCGGGAGCCAACAGAGUAUCGGUACUGUUGCUUCUCAUGGAAGCUCACCGCAACCAGCUGGAAGAAGAUCCCAGAUGAUGAAUGGCAACCACUUGUUGAAUUUUCAUUAUGAUCCCAUUUCGCGUCCCCAGGCUAGAGGUCCUCCUCCUCCCCCUGCAAGAAGGCAACAUAAGAGAAAGGCAUACAACAAAGACUUAUUUCUUCAGGCAAACUACAAAUUUGUGGUCUUGGAUGCCGGAAACUACUCGGCUGAGUCAAUGGAUCCUGAUAAGAUGUUACGGUGGGAGGACAUCAUAUGUGUGAGGUAUUCCACCCCUACUUUGGUUCAGUGUCCAAUUUGUCUGGAGUAUCCUCUUUGUCCUCAGAUAACCUCAUGCGGACAUAUUUUCUGUUUCCCAUGCAUUUUGCAAUACCUACUGAUGGGGAAGGAAGAUCAUAAGGGCGACUCCUGGAAAAGAUGCCCUUUGUGUUUUGUGAUGAUAUCACCAAAGGAUUUAUACACCCUCUUUGUUGAGAAUGUUAAGCAGUAUAGUGUUGGUGAUUCUACCGAGUUUAUGCUUCUUAGUCGACAAAAGGAUUCAUUUACUAUAUCCCAUAAAAUUAAACAGGAGAAAGAUGCAAUGCCAGGUUGUGAUGAUGAAAGUUACGAUCCCUUUUCAAAGUUUACAUUUACAUCAGAUGUAGAUCUUUCCGUCAGAAAGGCGAUAUCAGAGCUAGAUGCUUGGUUAGUCCGGGCAGAUGCGGGGCUUGUCGAUGACCUAGAGAAGCUGCCGUAUGUAUGUGCUGCAAUGGAACAUUUGGAACAGAGGAAGAAGUAUUGGAAUGAGCACCGGGCUAUUGACAACAAUAAAACUGGUUCUUCUGUUGUCUUGGCUACUGCAAAUCCUACUAAUGGUAACAGUGAAGCAUCAAUCAUUGGGGAUGGAACUUUGUCUAAUGGCUUUAAUGACUCAAAUAAGUGUUCAGAGAGUUUAUUAGUGGACAAGUCAGAUGAUGGGACUUCUUCUGACCAAUCUGUGGAUGCGGCGGAAUCAUUGGAAGGCCAUGAAAAUCUUUUGUCUUCUUCAUAUGAUGAAAGCAAGACUGUCCAAGGGCACUCACAUUUCACUGAAAGUGUAAAAGAGAAGGACUCCUACAAUUUCUACCAGGCUGCGGAUGGUCAGCACAUGAUUCUUCAUCCUUUAAACAUGAAAUGUCUUCUCCACCAUUAUGGGAGCCAUGAUAUGCUGCCACACAGAAUAAAUGGAAGGAUUUUGCAAUUGGAAACAGUAACUCAGUCAGAAGCUUUGAGAAGGCGCUAUCGCUACUUAAGUCAUUUCUCGUUAACAACAAUACUGCAGUUCUGUGAGAUUGAUCUGAGUGAGCUAUUGUCUCCUGAUGCCCUGUCUCCCUUUAUGGAAGACAUAAAGAAGCGUGAAAGGCAGAGAAAGCAACUUGCUAGGAAGGAGAGGAAGGAGCAGAUAAAGGCUGAAUCUGCCAUGGCAUAUCCCAUCCCCAUAGUAGCAGGCUUUGCACAGUCCUUUCAUGAUGAAUCCCCCACAUUCUCCAUGGAUGACUUUGAAGCUUUGGGAAGUACUUCGGUUACUUCAUCCAGCCCUCCAAUUGUUGGAGAAAGGAGACUGUUCUCAAGUGUUACGAAGCUUGGUUUUGCUGCUGGACAUGAUUCUCCAUCCUUGAAACUAGAUGGAACUAAUUCCCUGAAUGGCAAUGAUGCAGGAUCCUCUCUUCAGACUGCAGGCACUCAAAAUGCAGGUGUAACGUCAUUUGCUAAUAUAACAUCCAGAGCUAAACCCGAGGAAAAUUUGGACGCACCGAAGAUAAAUGGUUCGGGGAAAAAGGGGAAGAAGCAAAGUCGAGUCCUCUUGUCAACAACUGGUGGUCGGCGCUAUUGAUAUCUUAUUGGGACUUAUUGUACUGUAGACUGAUGGAGGUUGUAUGAUAUAGCUUGUUGACAGGAGAGUUUGUCAUGUUAUUUUGUAAAGUUGUGGUAGAUGGGAAAAACAAAAUCAUUUCUCUACCCCUAAACAAGUACAUGCCUGAAUAAGAAGCAAGGGGCCAUAUUGUCUGCCAAGUCCCCAAGCAUGAGAAUGAAAUGGACCGAAUGCUAUCUAUCAUGCCUGAAUCAAAAGAGAAGUUGUAAUAGACAACCCAGAUUUUAACAUCA